AUGUCGAUUGGUGUUCCGAUUAAAAUUCUUCAUGAAGCUGAAGGACAUGUGGUAACGAUCGAAUCUGUAACUUCAGAAGUCUAUCGUGGUAAACUAAUUGAAGCUGAAGACAAUAUGAAUUGUCAAUUGUCGAAUGUUACUGUUACCUAUCGAGAUGGUCGACAAGCACAACUUGAAUACAUCUACGUUCGUGGAUCGAAAAUUCGAUUUAUGAUUUUUCCUGAUAUGUUAAAAAAUGCACCAAUGUUCAAAAAUAUGCGUGGUGUUAAAGGUGGUGCAGGCCGAGGUAAAUCAGCUAUUUUACGUGCGCAAAUUGCUCGUGGACGAGGAGCACGUGGUCGACCACCUAUGAAUUCAUUCGGUGGACAACCAGGCGGUCGUGGUGCUGGUCCACCAGGUUAUGAUCGUGGUGGUGUAGCUGGCGGACGUGGACGAGGUGAUCGUUAG
Messenger RNA from Adineta ricciae, 447 nucleotides. The record is from the annotation of a GenBank genome assembly. Lineage: Eukaryota; Metazoa; Rotifera; Eurotatoria; Adinetida; Adinetidae.